Molecule: messenger RNA, 1636 nt
Organism: Gavia stellata (red-throated loon)
Lineage: Eukaryota; Metazoa; Chordata; Aves; Gaviiformes; Gaviidae
Gene: NANP
Product: N-acetylneuraminic acid phosphatase
Exons: 2
Coding region: 1-786 (261 amino acids)
Molecular function (GO): hydrolase activity
Source: RefSeq, a predicted model, not a curated record
AUGGGGGUGCACGGCGUCAAGGCGGUGUUCUUCGACUUGGACAACACGCUGGUCGACACGGCGGCGGCCGGGCGGCGCGCCAUCGAGGAGGUGAUGAAUGCCCUGCAGUCAAAGCACCACUACGGUGAGGGAGAAGCCCGUGUCAUUUGCGAUAAGGUCCAGGCCAAGCUUCUCAAGGAGUGUCACGAUCCCGCCAAGAUGUGCAUCACCGACCUGCGGAUUUCGCACUGGGAGGAGGCGAUCCAGGAGACGAUCGGCGGGGAGGUGAACCGAAACCUGGCCGCCGAGUGCUAUUUCCUCUGGAAAACGACCCGCCUCCAGCACCUCACCCUGGCCGAGGACACGCGGGGCAUGCUCACCGAGCUGCGGAAGGGGCUCCGCUUGCUGCUCUUGACUAACGGCGACAAACAGACGCAGAGGGAGAAGAUCGAAGCGUGCGCCUGUCAGCCCUACUUCGAUGCCAUCGUUGUGGGAGGUGAGCAGAAAGAAGAGAAACCGGCGCCAUCCAUAUUCCAUUACUGUUGCGAUCUCCUGGGGGUGCAGCCCGCAGAGUGUGUUAUGGUUGGUGACUCUCUAGAUACCGAUAUUCAAGGAGGCCUGAAUGCUGGCUUGAAAGCAACUGUCUGGUUAAACAAAGCAAUGACUACCCCAGUAGAUACCUCCCCAGUACCUCAUUAUAUUAUUUCUUCUGUUCUGGAUCUUCCAGCAGUGUUACAGAAGAUGGAGCACAAAAUUAAUGCUAAGUUAGGAACUGACCAUAUGGCUAGUAGUAAUGAAGCACAUUGAUGGUUCCAGCAUACAAUCAGAGACGUGCUGAGCUAUUAGGUGACUCAUGCUCUUGUUAAAAAUUUGACCCUAGGAUUCUGAAGUCAUGCAUGGUAUGCUUUCUUAAACAGCAGGUGGAUGAAUAAGAGCACAGUUGUCAGCGAAAACAGGACAGAAACAAAGAUUUAGAUUAAUUUAAAUGAUGCAAGUGCAGUUCAUUUAAAACAACUGCCUCUGUCUGGAAAUUAUUUUGACAGGCUGUGGCUAAAGUCUAUCUGUCUCUGACCUAAAUUGCCAGUCUCUUGUUUUUAUAGUGGAAAAGAAAAUUUGAAUGUUUUGAUCAUUCACAUGCUUUGCUGACUUGUAAGUUUAGCUGAAGCUUCAGUUCAGAACUUGUUUGCAGUGUGUAAAAGAAGGUGAGAAAGAGAGUGUGAUACAAUCUAGUAAAUCUUCACAGGUGAUCUGCAGUUUAUCUCAGGAGCUGGAGUGAAUUUUGCUAUUUCUAAAACCAGAAUUUUAGUGACAGAAUUUAUUAUGUAUCAGACUAUUAGAAAAUGCUCUACCUUUGAUCUUUUUUCAAGUUUUCAAGGUUUAGAAUUGUUUUUCAGACUUUGCAGUGACUUUUCUGUACCUCUUGCCAAAAGUACUUAAAUGUGCAUUAAAAAUUUGCAUUUGUAUAGGGGACCAUUUAUCAGAGGGACUUGAAGGUUAAGUUUGUACUUUAUAUUAUCUUGGUGCUUAUGCGGAUAUGCAGUAUACUUGUAAUCCAGAUUAUGAUUUUUGUUGGAAUGUAAUUGAUAAAACAGGGAUAUUUUCAAUGGUCUUCUUGCUGUUCUGUCAAACUCUUUAAAAGCUAAUAUUAUUGUUCUGU